Messenger RNA from Solanum dulcamara, 505 nucleotides. RefSeq names its product defensin-like protein P322. Bases 98 to 334 code for a protein of 78 amino acids. Gene Ontology annotation, biological process: defense response. The record is from RefSeq and is a predicted model, not a curated record. The transcript is spliced from 2 exons. NCBI's taxonomy places the organism in Eukaryota, Viridiplantae, Streptophyta, Magnoliopsida, Solanales, Solanaceae.
AGCAACUUUUAUCUAUUAUAAAAAGCCACACAUAUAGUAGCUUUAACAUAUAUCAACAAAAAAUAAAAUUGUAACAUCUGUUUGUGAAAAUUAAUUAAUGGCACACUCCAUGCGUUUCUUUGCUACUAUGCUACUUCUAGCAAUGCUUGUCAUGGCUACGGAGAUGGGACCAAUGAGAAUUGCAGAGGCAAGAACUUGCGAGACGCAGAGCCAUCGUUUCAAGGGGACGUGUUUGAGCGAGAAGAAUUGUGCCUCCGUCUGUCAGACCGAAGGGUUUUCCGGUGGUGACUGUCGUGGACUCCGUCGCCGUUGCUUCUGCACUAGGCCAUGUUAAUUAAGAGUAUUAUUAUUCAUGAUAUGUAAGGAAAAAGUUUGAGAGAAAGUACUCAUGAAUAAAGCACACUAUGAUUGUUCAAAGAUGUAUUGUGCUAGUUUUUGUUUGUAAAACUAGUUGUGAUCUUUGAAUUGUAUGCAAUUAUGGUGCACUAGAGUUCUCUUAAUUCUU